Molecule: messenger RNA, 4098 nt
Organism: Suncus etruscus (white-toothed pygmy shrew)
Lineage: Eukaryota; Metazoa; Chordata; Mammalia; Eulipotyphla; Soricidae
Gene: FHOD1
Product: formin homology 2 domain containing 1
Exons: 24
Coding region: 85-3846 (1253 amino acids)
Biological process (GO): actin filament network formation; cortical actin cytoskeleton organization
Cellular component (GO): cytoplasm; cytoskeleton
Molecular function (GO): actin filament binding
Source: RefSeq, a predicted model, not a curated record
CCCGGCGCAGAGAAGUUUUGUUAAAUAGACACAUCGCCGCGACCCUCCCGGGAGACGCCCGGCGGGAGUCCCAGCGACAGGACCAUGGCGGGAGGGGAAGACCGCGGCGGGGACGGGGAUCCGGUAUCGGUGGUGACCGUGCGGGUGCAGUACUUGGAGGAUACCGACCCUUUCGCUUGUGCCAACUUCCCAGAGCCACGACGGGCCCCCACCUGCAGCCUGGACGGGGCGCUGCCUUUGAGCGCUCAGAUUCCCGCGCUGCACCGUCUGCUGGGGGCGCCGCUCAAGCUAGAGGACUGUGCCCUGCAAGUGUCUCCCUCUGGAUUUUACCUGGACCCUGAGCUGUCCCUGGAAGAGCAGCGGGAGAUGUUGGAGGGCUUCUAUGAAGAGAUCAGCAAAGGACGGAAGCCUACACUGAUCCUGCGGACCCAGCUCUCCGUGAGGGUCAAUGCCAUCUUGGAGAAGCUGUAUGGCUCUAGUGGCCCUGAGCUCCGUCGCUCCCUCUUCUCACUGAAGCAGAUCUUCCAGGAGGACAAAGACCUGGUGCCGGAAUUCGUACAUUCAGAAGGGCUGAGUUGCCUGAUCCGCGUGGGUGCUGCUGCUGACCACAACUACCAGAGUUACAUCCUCCGAGCACUGGGCCAGCUGAUGCUCUUUGUAGAUGGGAUGCUGGGAGUGGUGGCCCACAGUGAAACCGUGCAGUGGCUCUACACACUGUGUGCUAGUCCGUCCCGCUUGGUGGUGAAGACAGCCCUGAAACUGCUGCUGGUGUUUGUGGAAUACUCAGAGAACAAUGCACCGCUGUUCAUCCGGGCAGUCAAUUCUGUGGCCAGCUCCAAUGGCACUCUCCCGUGGGCCAAUCUGAUGUCCAUCCUGCAGGAGAAAAAUGGUGCCGACCCUGAAUUGUUGGUGUACACAGUCACGCUCAUCAACAAGACACUGGCGGCACUUCCAGAUCAGGACUCCUUCUACGACGUGACAGAUGCCCUGGAACAGCAGGGCAUGGAGGCCCUGGUCCACCGCCACCUGAACACUGCAGGCACCGAUGUGGACCUGCGUGCACAGCUUGUCUUGUAUGAGAGUGCCCUUCGGAUGGAGGAUGGAGAUACAGAGGAAGCAACAGCUUCCAUCCCUAGUGGUGGGCGACGGGAGCGCCGAAAGCCUUCAUCAGAAGAGGGCAAAAGGAGUCGCAGAUCCCUGGAAGGUGGGGGCGGCCUUGUGCGAUCCCCUGAGUCUGGCCCUACAGGCCCCGCCUCACCGACUGGCCCCACUUACAGCCCUCCAGCUCCCACCUUGCUGAUUGGUCCCACCUCCAGACCUGCAGGCCCCGCCUCACCGACAGGCCCCACCUCCAGCUCUUCUGUUUCUACAUCUCCGAUGGAAUCACCCUUAAGAUCUGCCUCCAGUCCCUCAGGCCUGGUCUCCAGUCCUGGAGUUCCCACCUCACCCAUAGGCCCUGCCUCACCAACCAGCCCCAGCCGUUCCCCAGUUCCUGGCUCCAGACCCUUGAGCCCUCCCUGCAGCCUCCAAACUUCGCUAAACUUCUUUCCUAUCAUCUCAGCUGACAGCUCCUGCGAGAGGAGCAUCUAUAAACUUCACCAAACUGCUCCCAUUUGGGCCCCUGAGCACCCACCUGUCCCCCAGUCCCCAACUGGGCAGGCCAGGCUGGAAGCCCGGUUCCUGGAGAAUGUGGCAGCUGCAGAAACAGAGAAGCAGGCUGCAUUAGCCCAGGGUCGGGCGGAGGCCCUGGCCGAGGUCAUGCCCGAUGAGAGUGAUGGGCACCCAGAUACCCGGGAAUUCUGGAGCUCCCCAGAGGCAACCUCUGGACCCAGAACACCCCAGAGCCCUACCCACCGAGUCCUGCUCCGGUCGCAGCAAAGCCUUGAGCCAGAGCCCAGGGAGGCCCCGGCCCCACCAACUCUCAGGGUUGAGCCUGUCCAGGAACUCCCAGCCCUUGUCCCCAAGCUCUGCAUUGGGGACUUGGACUUCUCAGAUCUGGGGGAGGACGAGGAUCAGGACAUGCUAAAUGUGGAACCUGUGGAGACCAGUGAAGGGAUCCCACCACCACCACCCCUACUGCCCUCAUUAUCUGGAUGCCCCCCACCUCCUCCACCGCCACCUCCGCCACUCAUCAAAGGCCCCUUCCCACCUCCCCCUCCACCUCCUAUGGCCACUCUUCCCCCCUCAGCACCUGAUGGCCCAGCUUUUCCCACUAAGAGGAAGACUGUGAAACUCUUCUGGCGGGAGUUAAAGUUGGCUGGGGGUCCUGGUGAUACUCAGAGCCGCUUUGGGCCCUGCCCCACCCUUUGGGCCUCCCUGGAGCCUGUCUCGGUGGACACAGCCCGACUGGAGCACCUGUUCGAGUCCCGGGCCAAGGAUGUGCUUCCUUCCAAGAAAACCGGGGAGGGCCGCCGGACAAUGAUCACAGUGCUGGACCCGAAGCGCAGCAAUGCCAUCAACAUUGGCCUGACCACGCUGCCACCUGUGCACGUUAUUAAGGCUGCCCUGCUCAACUUCGAUGAGUUUGCCGUCAGCAAAGACGGCAUUGAGAAGCUCCUAAACAUGAUGCCCACAGAAGAAGAGCGACAGAAGAUUGAGGAGGCCCAGUUGGCCAACCCGGACAUACCUCUGGGCCCUGCUGAGAAUUUUCUGAUGACUCUCACUUCCAUCGGGGGCCUGGCCUCCCGCCUCCAACUCUGGGCCUUCAAGCUGGACUAUGAUGGCAUGGAGCGGGAAAUUGCAGAGCCACUGUUCGACCUCAAAGUGGGUAUGGAACAGCUAGUGCAGAAUGCCACCUUCCGCUGCAUCCUGGCUACUCUGCUGGCUGUGGGCAAUUUCCUCAAUGGCUCCCAGAGCAGCGGCUUUGAACUGAGCUACCUGGAGAAGGUGUCAGAGGUAAAGGACACAGUGCGCCGGCAGUCACUGCUGCACCAUCUCUGCUGCCUGGUGCUUCAGACCCGGCCUGAUUCUUCAGACUUCUACUCAGAAAUCCCUGCCCUGACCCGCUGCGCCAAGGUGGACUUUGAGCAGCUAGAUGAGAACCUGGGGCAGCUGGAGCGCCGGAGCCGGGCUGCUGAGGAGAGUCUUCGGGCCUUGGCCAAGCAUGACCUUCCUUCUGCGUUGCGGAACCGACUCACCCACUUCCUGACCCAGUGUGCUCGCCGGGUUCACAUGCUGAGGGUUGUGCACCGACGUGUCUGCAACAGGUUCCGUGCUUUUCUGCUGUAUCUGGGAUACCCGGCACAGGCAGCCCGUGAGGUGCGUGUCACACAGUUCUGCCACACACUGCGGGAAUUCGCACUGGAAUACCGCACCUGUCGGGAGCGUGUGCUGCAACAGCAGCAGAAGCGGGCCACGUACCGUGAACGCAACAAGACCCGGGGCCGCAUGAUCACUGAGACAGAGAAGUUCUCAAGGGUGACUGGGGAAGUUCCCAGCCACUCAUCCAUCCCUGUGGCUGUGGGCAGUGGGCCAGACCGGGGUGACGCUGAUAGUCAUGCUAGUAUGAAGAGUUUGUUAACCAGCAGGCCAGAAGACACCACACAUGCCCGCCGCAGCAGAGGCAUGGUCCAAAGUGGCUCUCCAGUCACACCCACAGUGCCAGGGCCCUCCACUGCCCCUCCUGAAGAAUCCCCAGGCUCCAGUUUACCCAGUGACACAUCUGAUGAGAUCAUGGACCUACUGGUGCAGUCAGUGACCAAGAGCAGUCCUCGGGCCGUAGCUGCUCGGGAACGCAAGCGAUCCCGUGGCAACCGCAAAUCUUUGAGACGGACGCUGAAAAAUGGGCUUGGAGAAGAGCUGGUGCAGGCAUUGGGGCUGAGCAAGGGCCCUGGCCUGGAAGUGUGAGUGCGCAAUCUUCAGAACCUGACCACAGGUGCAUCUGGUGCUGAUUGACACUAGAGUAAGGGGCACCAGAGGUGAAAUUCUCAGCUCCAGGGCCACUCUUUCCCAUGGACAAUGCCUUGAGCAGUAUUAUUAUGUAUUUGUAUAUAUGUGUGUGUGUGUGUGUGUGCCCGUGCUCAUGUACAGUACAUGUACAGUAGAGCUCCCCAUAUAUGUGGGAUGUAAUAAUAAAGUUUUCUUAACUAAUCCAAACAA